Messenger RNA from Ipomoea nil (Japanese morning glory), 2518 nucleotides. RefSeq lists its product as uncharacterized. The record is from RefSeq and is a predicted model, not a curated record. Bases 234 to 2267 code for a protein of 677 amino acids. Gene Ontology annotation, biological process: response to endoplasmic reticulum stress; positive regulation of ERAD pathway. The transcript is spliced from 15 exons. Lineage: Eukaryota; Viridiplantae; Streptophyta; Magnoliopsida; Solanales; Convolvulaceae. Gene Ontology annotation, cellular component: endoplasmic reticulum.
AUUAGCGCGAACGCCAUCCUACACUGGGCUUCCAUCUUUGAACUUUGACGAUGCUCCCCAAGUGCAGGCAUCUUCGGGGAAGAAACUCUCAGCUUCGAUUCCAGCACAAAACUAAUCCUAAAACUUGGCCGAUCAGCAAAAUCGGCGAACCUAUGAUUCUAUUGAGUGUCCUCUGAAGAUACAGAGAUUAAUUACACGGUGUUGUUUGCAUCAUAAAUUUGCGUAGAUAAUCGAUGGAUCCGGAACAGACGUUUAUACGCGUACAGGAACGGUUCUCUCAGAUGCUGAGUCCGAGGAUUCGAGCUACACUCGAAUAUUUCUUGCUCUUCGUCGCCGUCACUCUCUUCUGUAUUCUCGUUGUUAUGCACGCCAACUAUGUUCAGCAGCCUGGCUGUUCGAGCGAGUUGUCAAAAGUGGACAUCUCAGAUGUGCAAAUUAUUCAAAUCAAGAUUACCAGUGCUGGCUUGUGGUUCCAGAAUGAGACGGAGUAUAAUGAAGUUGAUGUCUCUAGUGGGGAAAGUAAUAGUGAGAUUCUGAAAGUCAUACAUGUUGUAGAAGAUGGAUCAGUUAUUCUGACAGCAAAGUUAUGGUUGAACUGGCUUGUUGCUGGAGCUUGGACGGGUAAAUCUCCUCCAAAAUUUUGGAAGGCAGAUAGUGAAUUUCUGAAAUCUCAACCUGAAAUUUCUACCGGCAGUGAUAGCAUUAAGUCAGCAGGUGAUGAUACUGCUCUUAAAAUUAGUAAAGAUGGGUCACUUAGCCGGCUUCUUAUCUCACCAAAGGAAUCGCUCAAAGCAGCUAUAUCCCAGCUCGGCCGAAAGUGGCAUGGGCGUUUGUCUGUCCUUUGGAGAUUUAUAAAGCGUGUUGUUGGAGGAUUAUGGGAUAUUGCUGGUAUACAUUUGAAAAUUGAUAUUCCAGAGCUGCUUAAAACGCUGCAUUUGCACAGGCUUAACUCCUAUGCUGUACAAUGGCUUGAGAGGAGAAGCAACACAUAUGAACCAACUUUCAUAUACACAGUGGAGAAGGGUUAUUUCUUGAUUCCAGAAGAAGCCAGGUUACAACACAACAUUCGUGCAAUCAACAUAAGCAUCUCAGCUGAGCAUCCAUGCUUUGGAAACAGGUGGCAGCAACUUCUUAUCAACAGGCUUGUUGGAUAUGAUACUAUUCUGAUUAAUAGUUUGUUGAGUUCUCCGGGUCAAGGCUAUCUUUAUAAUCACCAAACAAAGGAGUUCUUUAAUCUUACUUAUGCACAUGAGCAACCUGAAAGUUCUGCAAGGUUUGGAGAUUACCUUGUGACAAAGUGUGGUGUGCUAAUGAUGUCACUUUUUGUUUUCUUCACAACCACAAUGUCAGUUUCAUUUACACUAAGAGAGACCCAAACUCGCAUGCUGAAGUUUACAGUUCAGCUCCAACAUCAUGCUCGGCAUAGGCUUCCAACUUUUCAGUUAAUCUUUGUGCAUGUAAUUGAAUCCCUUGUUUUUGUACCGAUAAUGAUUGGUAUCCUAUUUUUCCUGUUUGAGUUUUAUGAUGAUCAAUUAUUGGCUUUCAUGGUCUUGAUUCUUGUUUGGCUUUGUGAACUAUUUACGCUAAUCAGUGUACGUACACCAAUAUCAAUGAAAUACUUUCCCCGCUUCUUUUUGCUCUACUUUCUGGUUUUCCACAUCUACUUCUUUUCCUAUACUUACGGGUUUUCUUAUCUAGCACUCUCUGCAACUGCUGCAUUCGUGAACCACCUAAUUAUGUACUUCUGGAACCGUUUUGAGGUUCCAGCACUGCAGAGGUAUAUGCAAAACCGACGUUCACAUUUUCAACAGCAACCGGACUUUCACAUCACAUCACAGACUUUUCUUGCAUCAACCCUACAUAUCACAAGGCUAAAUACAAGGAAUCCCAGUCCAGUCAAUGCAGAUUUGCCUCCUGGAGUUGGGCCUAGAGCAGGAAUUGAAGCAGCAGUGCCAAGAGAUGGCAGCACAGAAUUUUCAGGAGGUGAAGUAGUAGCAGCAAAUGGAAACCCAGAUAGAUUAGGAAAUCCCCUUCAAAUUGGAGAACAGCCUGAUAUCCGCCCACCUGAGAACGGAGCCAACCCCAACCCCAACCCCAACCCCAACCCCGGAGCCAUGAAUCCAUUUAGCUCCUUACUGUUGUGGAUUUUGGGGGGUGCUACUUCUGAAAGUGUCAACUCCUUCCUUUCCAUAUUCAGAGACCAUGCUCAAGUUUAUGCAGCAGGUAACCCCAGACAAGAAAAUCGGGCAUCACAGACUGCUGAAUAGAAUGGCGACUUUGUACUUUAAUAGAAAAAAAAAAAAUGGUACUUAAAAGCUGACGUUAAUUACCCGCAGAAUGCAAGAAAGAGUUGAAGAAGGGCAGGAUUGCAUUUUCUAGCAAAAGACAGGCACAAUGUUUAAAGCUCUAGCUAAGAAUUAAUGAAUUAGAGGAAACCAUGUUCAAUUGUAAUAUCCAUGUACAGAGAGUCAGUGAUGAUAUCAUAGUGAUUUUGUCGUAUUAGGUAUAUUAUUUUCAA